Hirsutella rhossiliensis is the source of this 582-nucleotide messenger RNA. RefSeq names its product mpv17 / PMP22 family domain-containing protein. NCBI's taxonomy places the organism in Eukaryota, Fungi, Ascomycota, Sordariomycetes, Hypocreales, Ophiocordycipitaceae. Gene Ontology annotation, cellular component: mitochondrion; cytoplasm; membrane. The record is from RefSeq and is a predicted model, not a curated record. The coding region runs from base 1 to 582 and encodes 193 amino acids. The transcript has 3 exons.
AUGGUCAUCUCUCUGUUUCGUUGGUACAAUGGCAAGCUGGCGUCGCGCCCACUGCUCACCCAGAGCGUCACGACGGCCGUCUUGUUUGCCACGGGCGACAUUACGGCCCAGCAGCUCGUCGACAAGCGCGGCAUCAAGGGCCAUGACCUGACGCGCACCGGGCGCAUGGCCCUUUAUGGUGGAUUCGUCUUUGGCCCCGUGGCCACCACGUGGUUCGGCUUCCUGGCCCGGCGCGUCAACUUCUCCAACCGGCGCAUCGAGACGCUGGCCCGCGUCGCCUGCGACCAAACACUCUUCGCCCCCGUCAUGAUCGGCGUCUUCCUCAGCAGCAUGGCCACCAUGGAAGGGGCCAGCCCCAAGGAGCGGCUGCAGAGGACGUGGUGGCCGGCGCUGCAGACCAACUGGAUGGUCUGGCCGUUUGUGCAGAUCGUCAACUUUACCUUCUUGCCGCUCCAGCACCGCGUCCUGUUUGCCAACAUCAUCUCCAUUGGCUGGAACUGCUACCUGAGCUGGGUCAACAGCCAGACGCCGGCGUCGGCGGUGCAGGAGACGGGAGGAGACAAGGAAAGGGAAAAGGCAUAA